Lactuca virosa is the source of this 875-nucleotide messenger RNA. Lineage: Eukaryota; Viridiplantae; Streptophyta; Magnoliopsida; Asterales; Asteraceae. The record is from the annotation of a GenBank genome assembly.
UACCCAUCUCCCUCUCUCUCUUCGUGUUCUCCAUUUUCACCAUGAGAAUAAGAAAAAAUGCAAAAAUCUCAGCGUUGCUUAGCUCAACCACAAAUCUUACAAGUGACGCCGAUGAAUCAUUGCUAAAGAAGAACUUGUGUCAGCUUAAUCAAUCUCCAUGGGAUAUCAUCACUUUUCCGUCUUCGGAUUCAUCUUCUUCUCUCCACCAGUUCGAUGAUUAUGAGGUUUACUACAACGUUAAUCUUGCUGGAAAUGGAAGCUCGGUUGAUUCCGUAGGAGCUUUGGAGAGUGUGGCUUUGAAGACCUCUCGGGAAGAUGAAAACGAUAAUGACAAUUGUGGUGACAUUUUAGGGUUUAAGGAAGAAAUUGUGUUGUGUGAUAAAUUAGAUGAAAAAGGAUGGCAAUGUGGAAGGGUGGUCAAAAAUGGCAACAAAAUGUGUGAUCACCAUCUUUCGACCACUAAGAAAAAAUCUCGGGUGAUAUCCGGGCCCAUGACAGGGGCCCGGCCUCACCGAACCAAAAAACGGCCCACAACAAACCCGCAUGAUUUCUAUUAUUAUUCAGGGUUUGGGCCGUCUUGGGGCAAGAAAAGAGGGGCAACGGAUACAACUACAAGUACAAUUACAUAUAUUUAUAACGAAGCUAGUACGGUUGCUACUAAUAGCAACAACGGUUAUGAAACCGGUGAUGUUAUCGGUGAUAUUGAUAUACAAGAAAAAAAACGAAAACGAUUGGAACCCGAGAUUUCGGAGGUCGGGCCCAUGAAAGUGGAAUUAGAUAAUAUUGACGAUCACAAAAAAGGUAAAGUGGCAAUUAUUGGCAAGAAGAGAGGGAGGAAGCCGAUCAAGGCAAGAUCAUUGAAAUCUUUGAGGUGA